Molecule: messenger RNA, 3025 nt
Organism: Anolis sagrei ordinatus
Lineage: Eukaryota; Metazoa; Chordata; Lepidosauria; Squamata; Anolidae
Gene: STX10
Product: syntaxin 10
Biological process (GO): retrograde transport, endosome to Golgi; Golgi vesicle transport; intracellular protein transport
Cellular component (GO): endomembrane system; SNARE complex; synaptic vesicle membrane
Molecular function (GO): SNAP receptor activity; SNARE binding
Source: RefSeq, a predicted model, not a curated record
UCCUCGUUCCCCGGGGCGGGGAAACUCCCCCCUUUCCGUUCCUGUGAACUCCAAACUCUUCCUCUUCCUGGCUCCUCCUUCCUCCCCUGGGGAAGUUUAGUUCUCCUUUUGCAAGAACUUUUCCCCCUGAGCUGGGCGUGGGGCGGGGGAAGGCUUUCCCGGAGCCAAGGUGGUGGCGGCGGGGCGGCUCUUUAGAGGCGGGACGGGCGGGCGGGAGGGAGGCUUCUCCCGCGGGCUUCUAAGCCAGGCCGCCCCCUCCCUCGCUGCCCGCGUGCUCGGGCCGAAGGCGGAAGGAUGUCUCUGGAGGACCCCUUCUUCGUGGUGAGAGGGGAGGUUCAGAAAGCCGUGAACACAGCCCGUGGACUCUAUAUGCGCUGGUGCCAGCUGCUGGAGGUGAAGCAUGUCAGCAAGGAGGAGCUGGAUUGGACAACUAAUGAACUGCGCAACAGCUUACGCAGCAUCGAGUGGGACUUGGAGGAUCUGGAGGAAACCAUAUGCAUUGUGGAGUCAAACCCGCUCAAGUUCAAAAUCGAGCCCUCUGAGGUUGCAGCACGGCGUUCCUUCGUCAUGGAGAUGCGGGAAUCAAUCAAGGAAAUACAGGAGCAUAUAUCCAGCCCAACAGCACAAGCAGUUCUGAAGAAAAACAAAGAGUCACUAAUGGGGAGCAGGGAAGGCUAUCACACAGAGGAACUGCUGACAGCCAGUUCACACACUUUGGAGGAGCAGCAGUUGCACCAGAAGUUGAUUAUUGAGGAGCAGGAUGAGCAGCUAGAACUGGUUUCUGGUAGCAUCCGCAUGCUGAAGCAUAUGUCAGGGCGAGUUGGAGACGAACUCGACGAACAGACGAUAAUGCUGGAAGACUUUGCCCACAAGAUGGACAAAACCCACAGCCACAUGGAUGAAGUGUUAAAAAAGAUGCCCAGAGUCUCCCACAUGCCUGGUGACCGUCGUAAGUGGUGUAUCAUUGGCCUCUUGUUUGUCAUUGGUUUGGUGGUACUGAUUCUCUUCUUUGCACUGUUAUAAUGAUGGAAAGGACCUGGAGAACGGCUGUCAGCCCUACGUGAAAUACUUGAAGGCGCCCCAUGACGUUGGAACUGAAGCCUCACAGAGUGACAAGGAAAUGAAACACUCAUUUGAUGGGACAAUUAAGUAAUGGCUAAAGGCUACAGCUAUGUGAAAAGGGAGGACUAUGUCUAUGCCUCUGAAAAGUGGAGAUGUUAUUGCAAGCAAAAGCGUCAGUUUAAGUUGCCUUUUGCGUUCCCAUCUUCAACAGCCUAGGAUUGGUUAAUGCCAUUGCUGUUAACGAUCCAUAUUCCUCAUACCACCCCUGUGAAUGGAAGCAGUGGUGAAACACUGAAGAUCAAGCUGGUUGUGUUUCAUCUUAGCCAUAGCCAGAUGGGAACUGUGCCAGAAACGGGUGGGGCAAAGGUCUGCCUUACUUCUUAAAUUGCAAAGUUACUCAGGGUUGAGAACUGGGAUCCAGCUGAUAGUCAAAGCUGUUGCCCACUGAUCAAGUACCAAAAUUUCAUUGUGUUCUCUUAUUCAAAUGCCAACUUCUCUCCAGAACUAGACACAAUUUGUAAGAACUCCCAUCAUCCAAACCUAGGACUCGAUGUCGUCUUUCAGGAUGCCCUGCUAGGUACUCCAGGCAGACUCAUUGGUCAGUUGGUUAAUGCAAUCCCUUCUGAAGUCUAAAUUUCUGCCAGCAUUUUGAUAAAAGAAGCUAAUCAUAUCCUACAUAGAGAAUGAAGAUGUCUUUGUGACAGAUGAACUGUCACGUGUAUUCAGAAAUCAUUCUGCAUUUUUGUUUUGGGUGGUGGGAUUUAAGACUUGCAGGAUUUAUUAUUUUUUAAAUUAGAAAUCUGAAAUCCACCAACUGGAACCUGGUAGAAAAAGGUAUGUAUUUAUAAAUGUUUUCAAGUCUGGUAUUUUCUUUAGAUAUGAGAGCUGAACAAAGUUCAAAUUUGUUGUGUGCCUCUGAUUUAUGGUAAACCUAAAGCAACAUCAUAGGGUUGCUUUAUGCAAGAUUUGGUGGGAGAUUGUGUUUCAUCUCCCCAAGGCUUUGUGUGUGUGUGUAUGUGUGUGUCAGGAGAAACUUGAGAAACCACAAGUCACUUCUGGUGUGAGAGAAUUGGCUGUCUGCAAGGGCGUUGCCCAGGGAAUGCCCAGAUGUUUUAUCAUCCUGUGGGAGGCUUCUCUCAUGUCCCCUCAUGAGAAGCUGGUGCUGACAGACAGGAGCUCACCCUGCUCCCCGGAUUCAAACUGCCAACCUUUCGGUCAAUAGUCCUGCUGGCACAAGGGUUUAACCCAUUGCGCCACUGGGAGUUCCUCCCCAAGGCUGAAAGGGUGUGACAUGCCCAAGGUCAUCCAGUGGGUUUCUAUAGUUCAGUGGGAUUCGAACCCCAGUCUGGAGAGUCAUAGUUCAGUGCUCAAAAUACUAUACCACUCUGACUCAGGUUCAUAAUCCUUCCACAAAGUCCACUCCAGUUUAUCGUAGGCUUUUGUGUCAUGAGCAUUAUAUUUGGGUGGCAACAUAGCCCUAUGGCAUUUCCUAGAUCGCCCAUCACAGGCAGAUCCCCCCUUCUCAAUCAAUCUCUCUCUCCAAAUAGAACUGUUACUGUGGAAGCUUUGGAUAGUGGCAAUUUACUUCUAUGGACCACCUUUUGAGGUGGAAGUGGAGUGGGGGGAUGUUUCCAUUUUUUUCCAAAACCAGAAAUGAACUCCUAGCUUUGAUUUCCCUGCCUCCUUUUGAUGAGGUGCAGCCCACAGCAGAUCCCUAGGAUUCAGAACUUGCCCUUAAACUUACCAAGGUUACCCAUAGCAAUUUAGAGCUAGUUGGGAAGACAGAGAUGGAAGUGGCAGGAGUAGUCAUUUUGUGCUGGUAAUGUUAACAACUGAGACUCAGCGAUAGCAAUCUCCUGUCAUUCCUCCAGAGAUUUACAAGUCAAUUCAGGUUUACCUUCUCUUGUACAUGUUAUAAAAAUGCCAAAAACAUAUUAUAAAUUAAAAACAUCGAUUUAAUACA